This is a messenger RNA of Lucilia sericata (common green bottle fly), 1095 nucleotides long. RefSeq names its product choline kinase A2. The record is from RefSeq and is a predicted model, not a curated record. Gene Ontology annotation, molecular function: choline kinase activity; ethanolamine kinase activity. The annotation marks the transcript as partial. NCBI's taxonomy places the organism in Eukaryota, Metazoa, Arthropoda, Insecta, Diptera, Calliphoridae. Gene Ontology annotation, biological process: CDP-choline pathway; phosphatidylethanolamine biosynthetic process. Gene Ontology annotation, cellular component: cytoplasm. The transcript is spliced from 4 exons.
UAAAAAAAAAAACAGAAGAUUUUCUUUUUCAGCUUAAUAACAAAUAACAGUUGUGAAAGAAAAUUUAAUUUUAAACCUAACAAAAAGCGUUAAAUUAUUAAUUGAAGUAAAAAUAUUUAUUUAUUUAGUAAUACGUGUGUGACACAAGUGUUCAAAUUCCCUCUACCAACAAAAGUCAUCUAUUUACUAACAACAACAACAACAACUACUACCAAUAGCAGACGGACAAUAUACCCUUGCUAAUUAAAUGUUAAUCACACCAUUCCCACCAAUAUAAAUCCAACGCGUCUUCUUGCUUUUUAAAUAGAAUUUUAAAUUAAAACAAACAAAAACAAAUCAUAAAACAUGUCAUCAGCCUUACAGACGGCCACUUUGGAGGAAAUGCGUCAUGCUGCUUCACGCAUAUGUCGUGAUUACUUAAAUGGACGUUGGAAGGUAGUACCUGCUGAACAAUUGAUAUUUAAAAGAAUCAGUGGUGGUCUUUCAAACUUUUUGUAUUAUGUAAGUCUGCCACCUCAGCAGGACAAUGCCAAUGAGUCGGUAGAUUAUCAGGCGCCUCAAGCAAUGGAAACCUCCUUGGACCGUGCCACUGCAACUGCUUUACUCACCUCUGUAGAUGAUGAAAAUAGAAAUGAGCCCCAUUACAAUGAAUUGGUGGCAGCAGUGGGCGAUAUGAAUGGCAAUAAACGCAAAAGAUUUGACAGUGCUUCUUCUGGCUCCUCAGCCGCUUUAAGACAAAAUGAACCUGAGGAAGUACUUUUACGUAUAUAUGGCCAAUCGCAUGGCGAAGAUGCUCUCGAGGCCAUGAUUACCGAAUCUGUGGUCUUUGCUUUACUCAGCGAGCGUCAUUUUGGUCCUAAGCUUCAUGGCAUAUUCCCGGGCGGUCGUAUUGAACAGUAUAUACCCGCCAGAGCUUUACUAACAACUGAACUCUCCGAUCCCAAGAUUUCCCUUAAGAUAGCUGAAAAAAUGGGUGAAAUCCAUGGUCUCAAUAUACCUAUGUCCAAAGAACCCGAUUGGGUUUGGAAUUGUAUGAAUCGUUGGCAACGUCUCUUGCCCGCUAUUCUAAGUCGUAAUGAUUGGCAGGAGAAUCAA